Messenger RNA from Punica granatum (pomegranate), 877 nucleotides. The record is from RefSeq and is a predicted model, not a curated record. NCBI's taxonomy places the organism in Eukaryota, Viridiplantae, Streptophyta, Magnoliopsida, Myrtales, Lythraceae.
GAUUUUGAUUAUCGUCCAAGUAUCGUGGAGACAGCAGCAGCAACAAGGGGAACAGCCAUGAAGGUUUUCGAAAUCUCCAGCGGGAACACUCUGUCCUUUGCCCUCUUCACCGACGUCACCAAUUCCAAGGAACUUUUAGCUUCUAUGCAAGCUGGUACAUUAGAACCAGAAGUCGCUCUUCUUAAUGCCUCACUUAUCUCAGAUGUUUUCCCUGUUCUAGCUGCUGCACAUAAGACCCUCUUGUCAAAGUCACGGGGUUCACUCACGACCCGUACCCUCCACUCUGAGCUUGUUUACAAUUACUCAGGAUCCAAGCAUAUCACAGAAUCCCUGAAGAGAUGUGGCAUCUCAGACAGCUCAACUUAUGUACUUGCUGCCCGUUUUAAUGCUUCACCAGAGGAGAUGGAAGCAAUCGGGAAGAUGAUAAAUGGAACCGAAAUUCAAUUGGACGAAUUGGAAGCAAAAGCAGACAAAGCACAGAUUCAGAAGCAUUAUAAGGUAUCGGGCUUGGAACUAGGAAUAUCUUCCCUUGCAGAUGCAAUCACCUGCCGAAUUGCAGCUAGGGAUGCCCUGUGACAAGGUCAGUACCCUUGCAUUAAAGACCAAGCGAGGAAGUGUAUUAGUAGCGAGGACGACACAUUGUUGGAACGCGUCAUUUUUCUGUCGACUCAAUUGCCGAAGACAACCUUCGGAUGCCAUGGAAGACCUUCGUGCCCUCCACAUUCGAUUUACUAUUGUCGUGUAACAAUUUUAUCCCGUAAGCUAAAGUGAAUGUAGCAGAAAUGUAUAUGUUCAUGGUCUUGGACAAUUUUCCAAGUGAACUUGCAUGUCCAACCGCUAUAUUAAUUUGAGCUUAUAUGUUCGUGUUCAGGAUCUA